Messenger RNA from Saccostrea cuccullata (small rock oyster), 3203 nucleotides. RefSeq names its product cilia- and flagella-associated protein 97-like. The record is from RefSeq and is a predicted model, not a curated record. The coding region runs from base 95 to 1456 and encodes 453 amino acids. NCBI's taxonomy places the organism in Eukaryota, Metazoa, Mollusca, Bivalvia, Ostreida, Ostreidae. Gene Ontology annotation, biological process: spermatogenesis. The transcript is spliced from 2 exons.
ACUCUCGCGAGAUUUCGGUCAAUGACGUCACAGUGUUGCUAUCAAACAACUGUGGAAAUGAUGAACAGGUGAAAAUAUUAAAUUAUCAAUCAUUAUGGCAUCUGUGAUCAAAACGAGUGCAGGUGAGAGGGUCGAUUUUGAUUUUUUCGACACACCUAGAAACAAACUUGACGAUUCUUUGGAAUCGUUAAACGAGGACAACAGAAUUUUCGAAGUGCCACCGGAUGAAAAGGGCAAUGAAAAACAUGGCGACGUAAGCUUCAGGGCAAAAGAAAAGAAAUAUUCUAGUUCAGAAUCGAGUGGCAGUGAGGUUGACAGUGAUAUAGAAUCUGAAUCAGAUAUAUCAUACAGCUCUGGUGGCUCUACAUCACGAGUACAGAUUAAAAACAAGGGAAAGAAAAGUAUAAGAAAAGCAGAUUCAGAUAGUUACUCGAGCGAUUCUAGUGCUUAUUCAGAUGAAUCUUCUGGUGAGGAAAGCAGAAUCAUCGAGGAGGAACGAAAGAAAGCUCAGAAGAAGGGAUCAAGAUAUAACCGACCUGAUGACAAAUCUAAAGAAGCAUGGGGACAUGGGAUUGAGAGGAUAAAUAUAACAAAGAAAACGCCAUCAUCUGAAGAUCUGUCAAAUCAAAGGAAAGAUAAAAGGUCAGCUAGUGGUAAGUCAGGUUCAGACAGUGAAAUGACUGACGUUUCUCCUCUGCCAUCACCAAGAGAUUUAGACAAUGGACAUGUGCAAUACUCUAAUCAAGUUAAUCAUGACUCUGGUGAGGUCCAACUUCAAAGCAAGCAGCUGGACUUGAGCAUAUUAAUGGAAGCUGUCUCAGAAAUUGAUAAACAGCAACGGAUAAAGAGCAAUAGGAGGGUCAUGUUUGAGCCCCCCAAACCCCAGAGUAGUGAAAAGUCUAACUUCACUUUUGAUACUCAGAGGGUAAAGUUUAUUGAGAAAGAAAACCAAAGACUUUUGAAAGAAAUUAUGAGGCAUAUAGGACCAAAUCAAGGAAAGAAGAAGGGGCCACGUGAUCCUACACUCAGUGUGCAGCGCGUUACUCCCUCAGCAAUUAAUAGACAAAGAGAACAAAGGAGAAUAGAAAUGGAAAACAUGCAAUUCUUGCAAAGACUACAACACACAGGUCCCACCAAAGGCUUAUCACGAAAGCAACAACUCAAAGAUUACAAGCACACAUUGCUUCACGGAGUUCCAAUAGCAGCCAUGCACAGCUCACCUGUCUCAAACCAUACCUAUGUGGGCGGAAAUACAACCCUGGGCUCUACCAUGGGAAGCACAGGUCAAAGGUCAAGGCCAAGUAGUGCUAAAUCUAAUGCAAGCACAAUCAGGUCUCGCCCUGGGAGUGCAAAAUCCGUAGCCAGUAGCAUUGUUAGUCGCCCAUGCAGUGCAAAAUCCACUUCAAGAUCUAUCCAUAAUCGUCCUGCCUGGAAUGAUCGUUUUGCUUACUCUUAAGAUUUGAAUACAGAUGUAAUGUUGUAAGAUGUUUUUCUGUAUGCCUUUUCCCCUCCUGUAACAGAAUUUUUUAAAAAUAAGUGUUUGGUACAUGUAUAUAAAUAGGGGUGUGGAAUAUACCUAUGGUAUACCAGAAUGCUCAGAUAUUUUUGUACAAGGUACAGCUCAAUUAUUAUUAUGAGUAAGUUUAUUUUUAUGUAGAAAACUGCAUUCACUGAUUGUAAUAUAAUUAGUAAUCUUGAUCUGCAAGUGCAAAAUCAACAGCCAGUGAUGUGCAAAAUUUACUGCAAAAUCAACAGCCAGUGAUGUGCAAAAUUUACUUCAAGUGUCCACAGUCCCAAAUUGGAAUGACCUUUUCCUUAUUCUCAAGAUUUAAACAAAAAAUAAAAUUUCAUGUGUUGAACUACAUUAAAAAUGUUUGCCUUCAUGAUGAAAUUUUUUUUGUUUAUAUGUACAGAGAGAUGGAGAAUAUACUUGAAAAUGCUCAGAAUUUUUUUAUGAAUUGAAAGGUUCAUAAUGCAGCUGACUGCUCAAUUGUUAUCAAAUUGAUAAUGAUUAGGAAAAUGAUUUUGUAUUUACUGAAUAUUACAUGGUUUAUUGUCAACUGUUUCUAGUAUUAUUUUUAAUUUUUAAAGAGGGUGAACAACUCUCAAUGCAAUGAAGUUGUCUCAUAAUAUUCCAAAAUUUUUUUUUUUAAAGUUCCAGCAUUUGUUUUUGCAUUGGUUCAUUUCAUCAUGGUCAAAUUUCUAUAAAUAGCAUUUAUGUAGUUAUUACUUAGCUUAGUUUGGUGCAAGUUGACAUCUAGAAAGGAAUUACUUUUUGUAUGUGUAUUUUUUUCUCAUAUAGGAAAAUUUCCCCAUGAAUUCUCUUGUAUAAAGCAGUAUCUGAAGAUUGAUGUACAUUUUAUUGUUUUGUAUCUUAGAUUAAUCAAGUGCUUUUCGUAAGAAUUGGGUGUUUUUAUACAAGCUGUAAAACUGUUUACAGAAUUUGGAUAUUGUUAAUUUAUUUUCAUGUAAUGUAAGUCGAUAAGUCAUGUUAUAUGUCUUUCAUUGUAUAGGGUUGUCAUUGAUAGAUCUGAUAUUAAUUAAUAUGUUAUAUGUUAAAUAGUACAUGUAUUACAAAAUCCUUAAUUCUUUCAAGAUACAUUUAAUGAGAAUGCAUUGAACAUCACAGAUAUUGAAUAAUUCAAAUGGUAAGCAGUUGUAAAUUUAAAAACUGUGUUUUAGCUGCUAUCUAGAGUAAAUAGAUAACAAUCAUGCACCGAUAUGCAUAUUAAGCUUUAUUUGUACAGUAUUAUUAUUUUCUAUUUUGCUAAAAGCUAUGGACUAAUUAAAACUGUAUGGUUUGUACUUAAUUAAGACACAUGGGGUGAUAAUGGAAACUAUAUAUAAAUUCUGCAGAAUUACCACAAAAUAAAAAAAUACCUUGCUGUAAAAGUUUUGAUACAUAUCAUUUAUCAUGUUUUUUUUUUUAUGUAUUGAUAAAUAAAUCCUGAAUUUCUAUCAAUGAUGACCCUGUUUUAUUUUAUACAUUUUCUAAAUGUUACAAUGUGUUUGCUCAGAUAAGUGGUUGUCAGAUUCAGGUUUUGUGAUGUAGUUUACCAGGGUAAGGGACUUAACUCUGUAAAUAUUUUUGUGAAUAGAGUCAACUUUCAUAGAGAAAUGAAAAGUCAUUGAAUUAUUCGUCAUUUGUGAAUAGUCAACUUUAGCAAAGGAUUUUUCUUUCAAAUAAAAAAAUACUAAAAGGU